AUCACUGGAACUUUGGUUUUUGCUGUCCUCACUGCCGUGCUGGGUUCCUUCCAGUUUGGAUACGACAUUGGUGUGAUCAAUGCACCUCAACAGGUAAUAAUAACCCAUUAUAGACACGUUUUGGGUGUUCCGCUGGAUGACCGAAAAGCUAUCAACAGCUAUGCUAUCAACAGUACAGAGGAGCUGCCCACAGGACCAUACCCAGGGGAUCCAACACCAACCUCUUGGGCUGAGGAAGAGACUACGGCAUCUGCUAGCCUCAUCAUCAUGCUCUGGUCUCUGUCUGUGUCCAUCUUUGCAAUUGGUGGAAUGAUUGCAUCAUUCUUUGGUGGGAUGCUUGGAGAUCGGCUUGGAAGAAUAAAAGCCAUGUUGGUAGCAAACAUUCUCUCAUUAGUUGGAGCUCUCUUGAUGUGGUUUUCGAAAUUGGGACCAUCUCAUAUUCUAAUAAUUUCAGGAAGAGGCAUAUCAGGACUCUACUGUGGGCUAAUUUCAGGCUUGGUUCCAAUGUACAUUGGUGAGAUUGCUCCAACCAAGUUCAGGGGUGCUAUUGGUGCUCUUCAUCAGCUGGCCAUUGUCACAGGCAUUCUUGUUAGUCAGAUCAUAGGCCUCGACUUUCUCCUGGGCAAUCAUGAGCUAUGGCACAUCCUGCUUGGUCUAUCUGCUGUGCCAGCUGUUCUCCAAUCUCUGAUGCUCUUCUUCUGUCCAGAAAGCCCAAGAUACCUUUACAUCAAGCUGGAUGAGGAAGCCAAAGCAAGGAAAAGCUUGAAAAAACUCAGAGGAAGUGAUGAUGUCACCAAAGACAUCACCGAGAUGCGAAAAGAAAGGGAAGAAGCAUCAAGUGAAAAGAAAGUCUCCAUAAUUCAGCUCUUCACCAAUUCCAGCUACCGACAGCCUAUUCUAGUAGCACUGAUGCUGCAUAUGGCUCAGCAAUUUUCUGGAAUCAAUGGGAUCUUUUACUACUCAACCAGCAUUUUUCAGACAGCUGGAAUCAGCCAACCUGUUUACGCAACCAUUGGAGUUGGCGCUAUCAACACGAUUUUCACUGCUCUCUCUGUUUUCCUUGUAGAGAAGGCAGGGCGACGCUCUCUGUUUCUAAUUGGAAUGAGUGGGAUGUUUGUUUGUGCCAUCUUCAUGUCAGUGGGACUUGUGCUACUGGAUAAAUUGCCUUGGAUGAGUUAUGUGAGUAUGACAGCCAUAUUCCUCUUUGUCAGUUUCUUUGAAAUUGGGCCAGGCCCCAUCCCCUGGUUCAUGGUGGCCGAGUUUUUCAGUCAAGGACCACGCCCUGCUGCUUUAGCAAUGGCUGCAUUCAGCAACUGGACCUGCAAUUUCAUUAUAGCUCUGUGCUUCCAGUACAUUGCGGACUUCUGUGGACCUUAUGUGUUUUUUCUCUUUGCUGGAGUGGUCCUGGUCUUUACUCUGUUUACAUUUUUCAAAGUUCCAGAAACCAAAGGGAAGUCCUUUGAGGAAAUCGCAGCAGAAUUCCAAAAGAAGAGUGGCUCAGCCCAAUCACCAAAGGCUGCUGUAGAAAUGGAAUUCCUUGGAGCUACAGAGACUGUGUAAAGAUAACCUGCUUUUUGAACAGAAACUGGAAGGAAGCAGUGUUUUUUAAAUAACAAUUUUUUGAGAAUUUUAUAUCUACAUUUUGAAGUACUGUUUUAUUUUUUAAAGAGAUUUAUGGGCUCUGACCAGAAAUGUCAUUGAACAUUACAAAAGUAUUUUUUUUAACUUAGGGAAUCUAUGUUGGGUGUUAAGACUCUGUAAUUAAGUAAACCAAAAGUCUAGCU
Messenger RNA from Sus scrofa (pig), 1784 nucleotides. RefSeq names its product solute carrier family 2 member 2 (gene SLC2A2). NCBI's taxonomy places the organism in Eukaryota, Metazoa, Chordata, Mammalia, Artiodactyla, Suidae. Gene Ontology annotation, molecular function: D-glucose transmembrane transporter activity. Gene Ontology annotation, cellular component: brush border; plasma membrane. Gene Ontology annotation, biological process: dehydroascorbic acid transport. The record is from RefSeq and is marked provisional.